Anguilla anguilla (European eel) is the source of this 2579-nucleotide messenger RNA. It is a transcript of the gene igf2bp3, whose product is annotated as insulin-like growth factor 2 mRNA binding protein 3. Bases 387 to 2126 code for a protein of 579 amino acids. Gene Ontology annotation, biological process: regulation of gene expression; nervous system development. The transcript is spliced from 16 exons. Lineage: Eukaryota; Metazoa; Chordata; Actinopteri; Anguilliformes; Anguillidae. The record is from RefSeq and is a predicted model, not a curated record. Gene Ontology annotation, cellular component: cytoplasm; nucleus; cytosol. Gene Ontology annotation, molecular function: mRNA 3'-UTR binding.
UCCCCAAUCCAACACUUAAUUGAGGAACCGGGAUUCCUCACGUGCGAAGUUGAUUUGUAGUUUGAACACGUGGCUCAUUCAAAAAAGCCGGAAUAUUCAAGAGAUUUUUUCUUCUCGGUUUUAUUUAGAGGCGGCGCCAGUAUUAACGUGUGUGUGACAGUUUCGGUCUUUCUGCCAAAGGGGUUCGGGGAAGACAAAAAGUAGUUUUCGCCUCCUUCUGCCCGACCCACCAUCGUAAGGAAAGGCGGAAUACAUAAUUACAAAUUUAUUUAUUUUUUUGCGCGAUAGACGGGGAGAAGGACCGCGAUACCUCGAUAGGCUUUUCCCACUAAAUACAUCGAUAGCAGCCUAAAUAGGAAGGUUGGCAUUUUCCCGUGCUUAACGCCAUGAAUAAGCUGUACAUCGGCAACUUGAGUGAAGAAGCGAGCCCGGUGGAGUUGGAAAGUAUCUUCGAGGAGUGGAAGAUUCCUGUCAGCGGUCCGUUUCUGGUUAAAACGGGUUAUGCGUUUGUGGAUUGCCCCGACGAGAAAAUCGCAAUGAAGGCCAUAGACAUUCUUUCAGGUAAGGUAGAACUUCACGGAAAGCUUCUAGAAGUGGAACAUUCAGUCCCAAAAAGACAAAGGAGCUGCAAGCUGCAGAUCCGGAACAUUCCGCCACACAUGCAGUGGGAGGUAUUGGACGGCUUGUUGGCUCAGUACGGGUCAGUGGAGAGCUGUGAGCAAGUGAACACAGAGACAGAGACUGCCGUGGUAAACGUGAAAUAUGGUGCUAAGGACCAAGCCCGACAGGCGCUGGAGAAGCUGAACGGGUUCCUGAUGGAGAGCUACGCGCUGAAGGUCAGCUACAUCCCCGACGAGACCGUCGCCCAGGAGGCCCCGCCGUUACCGGGGCGACGGGGCUUCGCGCCCAGGGGGCCCCCCCGGCAGGGCUCCCCGGGGGCGGGGCCGGGGGCGAGGCCCAAGCUGCAGUCGGACGUGCCCCUGCGCAUGCUGGUGCCCACGCAGUUUGUGGGCGCCAUCAUUGGCAAGGAGGGCGCCACCAUCCGCAACAUCACCAAGCAGACGCAGUCAAAGAUCGAUAUCCACCGGAAGGAGAACGCGGGCGCGGCGGAGAAGCCCAUCACGGUGCACUCCACGCCCGAGGGCUGCUCGGCCGCCUGCCGCACCAUCCUGGAGAUCAUGCAGAAGGAGGCGCUCGACACCAAGUUCACUGAAGAAAUCCCCCUGAAGAUCCUGGCACACAACAACUUUGUCGGUCGUCUGAUUGGCAAGGAAGGAAGAAACCUGAAGAAGAUUGAGCAGGACACCGAGACCAAGAUCACCAUCUCUCCCCUGCAGGACCUGACCCUGUAUAAUCCGGAGAGGACCAUCACAGUGAAGGGCUCGAUCGAGGCGUGCGGCCGCGCCGAAGAGGAGGUGAUGAAGAAGAUCCGCGAGUCCUACGAGAACGACGUGGCCGCCAUGAACCUGCAGUCGAACCUCAUCCCCGGGCUCAACCUGAACGCUCUGGGGCUCUUUCCCUCAUCAGCGCCCAACAUGCCCCCCUCCAUGAUGGGCGGGCCCCCUCCUGGAGCGCAGGCCUCGUACCCCUCCUUUGGGCCGCCGGAGUCGGAGACGGUGCAUCUCUUCGUCCCGGCCCUGGCGGUCGGCGCCAUCAUCGGCAAACAGGGCCAGCACAUCAAGCAGCUGUCCCGCUUCGCCGGGGCCUCAAUCAAGAUUGCCCCAGCUGAAGGGCCUGACGCCAAGCAGAGGAUGGUGAUAAUCGCGGGGCCCCCGGAGGCUCAGUUCAAGGCUCAGGGCAGGAUAUUUGGGAAGUUGAAAGAGGAAAACUUCUUCGGGCCCAAGGAGGAAGUGAAACUGGAAGCGCACAUCAAAGUUCCGUCCUACGCCGCCGGCCGUGUCAUCGGAAAGGGCGGGAAAACGGUGAACGAGCUGCAGAACCUCACCAGCGCUGAGGUGGUGGUGCCCAGGGACCAGACGCCCGACGAGAACGACCAAGUCGUCGUGAAAAUUACCGGACACUUCUAUGCAAGUCAGCUGGCCCAGCGGAAGGUCCAGGAGAUCCUGUCUCAGGUCAAGCGGCAGCAGAAGGCUCCCGGGGCCCAGCCGGUGCUCAGGCGCAAGUAGAGGAGGCUGAUUUCGGUACCCCCCCCAGCCCCCUCCUCCCCACCCCCGCUGCCCCAGCGCAGAGAUGUGCUCCAGGUCGGGACAGAGCGCAUCACCCGCACCAGCUCCAGGGCAGGUCACACUCGGUUUCGUCAUGGCAACGUCUCCAUGGAAACCGACAUCCUCUCGCAUCUCUGCUGAGAUGGGAUUUUGUUUUUUUUCUUCCCUCUCUUUUUCUUUAAAAAAAAAAAAAAAAAAACACUCAGUUUUGGAACGGAAUGAAUACCCCUCUUCACUUCCUGGUGUGGAACACAGGAACACACUCAACACCGCGCGCCUGAACACUUAAUUUGCCUUCUGUUCCCUCUGAGUGCAGUAUUGUGUGUGUUUAAUGAUGCUCCCGCGAUGGCUAAAAGUGUGAAGUGAUAGAGGGGUGUUUCCCUCCUCACGUCUCAGUGGGGGGGGCGGGGCAGG